Heterobilharzia americana is the source of this 981-nucleotide messenger RNA. NCBI's taxonomy places the organism in Eukaryota, Metazoa, Platyhelminthes, Trematoda, Strigeidida, Schistosomatidae. The record is from the annotation of a GenBank genome assembly.
AUGUCCGACGACGAAGCAGAAGAGAUUGAAGAAGAAGAAGGUGUUUAUUUGGGUGAAUAUGAAGGAGGUAGAAAUGAGCGUGAUGAACGGCACGGCUACGGAAAAGCAACUCUUCCAAACGGAGAUACAUACGAAGGAAUGUAUGAAAACGGGAAACGAAACGGAGCAGGACUAUACAGGUUUAAAAAUGGCGCACGAUAUGAUGGGUCUUAUGAAGAUAAUAAACGUCACGGUCAGGGCACCUUUUAUUAUCCCGACGGUUCAAUCUACGAGGGAAAUUGGAGUGAAGGAUUGAGGUUCGGGCAUGGAAAAUAUACAUAUAUCAAUGGAGAUACCUAUGAAGGGGAAUGGAGGGAUCAUGUAAAGCAUGGCAGAGGCACGUAUACUUUCGCCGCAACCAAAUUACAGUAUGUUGGAAACUGGAAGGCUGGAAAGAUGGACGGACAUGGAGAACUGAUGCAUCCUCACCACCGCUUCAUCGGGUUCUGGAAGGAUGGAAUGGUUAUAGGAAAAGGGAGAUACGUUUUUCCUAAUUCAGGUUGUCAGCAAAUUGGAGAAUAUUUGGCUACUGCAGCUAUGACAGAUGAAAAAUUACCAGAAGAUGAAGAUAGUAAGAUAAUUCCACGCUGGAAAGCAACAUUAAUUGAACCACUCAGUGAGGAAGCCAAACAAAUCGGUAUAACUCCUACGCUUGUAGAAGAUAAAGGACGUGAGAUAAAAACUUUAGAAGUAGACGGUAGUGAAAUGAAACAAGUUGCUGAUGAUGAAGUGGAAGAUAAUAAAGUGGAUCGAUUAGAAGAUGUAGAUCAUACUGAAGUUGAAGGAAAUCCAGAAGACACUGGCAAAACAGAUAAUGAAGAUGAUGAUGACGAUGUUGGUACAACCGUGAAUAAUAACGAAGAGGAAGAGUCUGAGGUAAUGAAACCUGAAGCUGCAGCAGACGAAGAACAAGAUGACCAAGAAGAAGAUAAUGAUAUUUAG